AUGGAUCUUCGCGUCGACAUCGUCGAGACGAGGCUCUGCCUGGACCAUCGCAGGAGGCCACCAGGUAAGUUCUUCUUUAGGUAAGUGAAUUUCCCUUGUUUCUUCCUUGUCUGUUGAAGUUCCGUGCAGCGUGCUGCUCUUGCUGCCUGCCCUCCAUAUGCUAGUCUGUCUGUUAAUAGCUAGAUGAAACUCUCGAUGCCUGCUGCGACUGUCUGUCAGUCUAUGCCUCUCUCUGCUAAUAGCUAGGUGUUACGGUGCUUGACUUUGAGUGGUGCCCUCACUUUUGUCUCUGACUGAUGACUGUGUCCGCUUGUUCACUCUAGUUCUACGUCCAAAAGCGUUAGGUUGUGUGUAUGCUCUCUCCUACUUCACUCCAUCACAUCACCAUCACCACCAAGGUCCCAGGCUAAUUCGGGUCGUUCUCUCACUAACAAAAAGUCGUGGCCCAUAGUGGAGUCCGGCAGCCGUCUGGGAUAACCGGGCAGCCCUGUACAGGGAUGCGUUGCCUGCCCUCGCGAGGGGGAGGGGGCUAGAAAAGUUGCCCUUAAGAUCGCUGGGAACCACGCUGUCAGUAGGCUGGCCGUGGCCGCAGACAAAAAACACACGGUCGAAACAGCCAAAACCGAAACAAUAACAACAAUCACUCUCUUCCCCUUCCAGUCUAUUCUUCUUCUUCUCCUCCUACUUUUCGCCGCCGCAGGCGCCAGACUGGCAGGGUGAGCCCGCUCACUCUGGCAGCCUGGAAUGUUCGUUCCCUUUUAGACAAUCCUAGGAGCAACCGACCGGAACGGAGGACGGCGCUAGUGGCACGGUAACUGGCACGCUACAAGGUGGACAUCGCCGCACUCAGCGAGACCCGAUUCUCCAAACAAGGCCAACUGGAGGAGGUGGGUGCCGGCUACACCUUCUUCUUGAGUGGUCGACCCAGGGCAGAGAGACGUGACGCUGGUGUCCCCUUCGCCAUCCGGACCGACAUCGUGGGACGACUGCCCUGUCUGCCGCAGGGAAUCAACGAUCGCCUGAUGAGCCACCGUCUGCCUCUCCGGCGAUGAGGCAAAUUCGCCAACCCCGACGCCGUCAGAGACAAAUUCUACGAGGACCUGCACGCCCUCUUGGCGACUGUGCCGAAGGCGGACAAGUUGAUUGUCCUUGGCGACUUCAACGCCCGCGUCGGCACAGACCAUACUGCCUGGAGAGGAGUGCUCGGUCCCCACGGUCUCCACGGCUCCAACGACAAUGGUCUGCUGCUUCUCCGCACCUGCGCAGAACACCGCCUCAUCCUGACGAACACGUUCUUAUGUCUGCCGGAGCGAGAGAAGGCCACCUGGAGGCAUCCUCGGUCGCGCCAGUGGCACCUGCUGGACUAUGUCCUCGUCCGGAGGCGAGAUCAGCGGGACGUGCUUGUGACGAAGGCGAUCGCGGGUGCUGACGGGUGGACCGACCAUCGCCUCGUCACCUCGAAGAUGCGUAUUCGCCUACAGCCUGGCAGGAGACCACAAGGUAAGCGACCCCCAGGUAAUCUGAAUGUUGCUUUGUUGUCUUUGCCCGCUCACCAUCUUCAUUUCAGCAACGAGCUAGCUCAACGGCUAGACAACCUUCCAAUUGCUGCCGCCGACGACGCCGCCGCCACUGCCGAGAACGCCUCCGUGGAGAACCGCUGGUGACAACUGCGAGCCACGGUCCAGUCGACGGCGUUCGCCGUCCUCGGUCGCACUCCCUGCCAACACCAGGACUGGUUCGACGACAACGACGCCGCCAUCAGAAAUCUGCUCGCCGAGAAGAACCGCCUACACAAAGCCUACGUAGAUCACCCCACUGAUGCCACCAAAGCUGCCUUCAACCGCAGUCGCCGCCAACUUCAGCAACGUCUGCGCGAGAUGCAGGACGCCUGGACUGCUCGCAAGGCUGAGGAGAUCCAAGGGUACGCGGACCGCAACGAAUGGAAGAACUUCUUCUCCGCGAUCAAAGCUGUCUACGGUCCGCCGACGAAGGGCACUGCUCCUCGCCUCAGCGCCGACGGCAACACUCACCUGACUGAGAAGACGCGGAUCCUACAGCGAUGGGCCGAGCAUUUCCGAGGCGUCCUCAACCGCCCCUCUGCCAUCUCCGACGCCGCCAUCGCCCGCUUGCCGCAAGUGGAGACCAACGUGGAUCUCGACCUCCCGCCAUCUCUCCAGGAGACCAUCAGGGCCGUGCAGCAGCUCUCCAGCGGGAAAGCACCCAGAUCGGACGCAAUCCCUGCUGAGGUCUACAAGCACGGAGGUCCCCAACUCAUGGAUCACCUGACUGCGCUCUUCCAGGAGAUGUGGCGUCAAGGGGAGGUCCCGCAAGAUUUCAACGACGCAACCAUCGUGCAUCUCUACAAGCGAAAAGGGAAUCGCCAAGUCUGCGACGACCACCGCGGCAUCUCCUUGGUAAACAUCGCCGGGAAGAUCUUCGCCCGCAUCCUUCUCAACCGCCUCAAUAACCAUCUGGAACAGGGCCUUCUGCCGGAAAGCCAAUGCCGGUCAACUUCAAGAGAAGUGUCAGGAGAUGCGGACCCACCUGUGCUCUACAUUCGUGGACCUGACGAAAGCCUUCGACAUGGUGAAUCGUGA
Molecule: messenger RNA, 2597 nt
Organism: Spirometra erinaceieuropaei
Lineage: Eukaryota; Metazoa; Platyhelminthes; Cestoda; Diphyllobothriidea; Diphyllobothriidae
Source: the annotation of a GenBank genome assembly